Molecule: messenger RNA, 2390 nt
Organism: Myotis lucifugus (little brown bat)
Lineage: Eukaryota; Metazoa; Chordata; Mammalia; Chiroptera; Vespertilionidae
Gene: SLC15A2
Product: solute carrier family 15 member 2
Exons: 22
Coding region: 38-2227 (729 amino acids)
Biological process (GO): transmembrane transport; oligopeptide transport
Cellular component (GO): membrane
Molecular function (GO): dipeptide transmembrane transporter activity
Source: RefSeq, a predicted model, not a curated record
AAAUGCUUGAAGAGAGAGAGCGAGUAAGGAGCCAGCUAUGAAUCCCUUCCAGAAAAAUGAGUCCAAGGAAACUUUUUUUUCACCUGUCUCCACUGAAGAGGUACCACCUCCACCUCCCAGCUUUCCAAAGAAGCCACCUCCGAAAAUCUGUGGCUCCAACUAUCCACUGAGCAUUAUCUUCAUUGUGGUGAAUGAAUUCUGUGAGCGCUUUUCCUAUUAUGGAAUGAAAGCUGUGCUGACCCUGUAUUUCCUGUAUUUCCUGCACUGGAAUGAAGACACCUCCACAUCUGUAUACCAUGCCUUCAGCAGCCUCUGUUAUUUCACUCCCAUUCUGGGAGCCGUCAUUGCUGACUCAUGGUUGGGAAAAUUCAAGACAAUUAUGUAUCUAUCUUUGGUGUAUGUACUUGGCCAUGUGAUCAAGUCCUUGGGUGCCUUACCAAUACUGGGGGGACACAUGGUACACACAGUCCUAUCAUUGGUCGGCCUGAGUCUAAUAGCUUUGGGAACAGGAGGUAUCAAACCCUGUGUGGCAGCUUUUGGUGGAGACCAGUUUGAAAAAACACAUGAAGAGGAACGGACUAGAUACUUCUCAGUCUUCUACCUCUCCAUCAAUGCAGGGAGCUUGAUUUCUACCUUUGUCACACCCAUGCUAAGAGGAGAUGUGCAGUGUUUCGGGGGAGACUGCUAUGCACUGGCUUUUGGAGUUCCGGGAUUGCUUAUGGUGAUAGCUCUUGUUGUGUUUGCAAUGGGAAGCAAAAUGUACAACAAAACACCUCCAGAAGGAAACAUAGUGACUCAAGUUAUCAAAUGUAUCUGGUUCGCUCUUUCCAACCGUUUCAAGAACCGUUCUGGGGACAUUCCAAAGCGACAGCACUGGCUGGACUGGGCAGCUGAGAAAUACCCAAAGCAGCUCAUUAUGGAUGUGAAGGCACUGACCAGGAUACUAUUCCUCUAUAUCCCAUUGCCCAUGUUCUGGGCCCUUCUAGAACAGCAGGGCUCACGAUGGACCUUGCAAGCCACCAGGAUGAACAGGAAUUUGGGUUUUAUUGUGCUUCAGCCGGACCAGAUGCAGGUACUAAAUCCCCUUCUGGUUCUUAUCUUCAUCCCAUUGUUUGACCUUGUCAUUUAUCCUCUGGUCUCCAAGUGUGGAAUCAACUUCUCAUCGCUUAGAAAAAUGGCUGUUGGUAUGAUCCUAGCGUGCCUGGCAUUUGCAGUUGUGGCAGUUGUAGAGACAAAAAUUAAUGAAAUGGCUCCACCCCAGCCAGGUCCCCAAGAGAUUUUCCUACAAGUCUUGAAUCUGGCAGAUGAUGAGGUGAAGGUGACAGUGGUGGGAGAUGACAACAAUUCUUUGUUGCCAGAGUCCAUCAGAUCUUUUCAGAAAAUCCCACACUAUUCCAAACUUCACCUGAAGACAAAAAGCCAGGAUUUUCACUUCCACCUGAAAUAUCACAAUUUGUCUGUCUACACUGAGCAUUCUGUGGAGGAGAAGAAGUGGUACAGUCUGAUCAUUCGAGAAGAUGGGGAAAGUAUUUCCAGCAUGAUGGUGAAGGAUGCAGAAAACAUAACCACCAAUGGGAUGACAGCCGUGAGGUUCCUUAACACUUUGCAUAAAGAGGUCAACAUCAACCUGGGUGCAGAUAUCUCACUUAAUGUUGGUGAAGACUAUGGUGUGUCUGCUUACAGAACUGUACCAACAGGAGAAUACUCUGCAGUACAUUGUAAAACAGAAGAUGAUGACUUUUUGCUGAAUUUGGGUCUACUAAACUUUGGUGCAGCUUAUCUGUUUGUUAUUACUAAUAGCACCCGUCAGGGUCCCCAGGCUUGGAAGACAGAAGACAUUCCGGCCAACAAAAUAUCCAUUGCAUGGCAGCUACCACAAUAUGUGCUGGUGACAGCUGGGGAGGUCAUGUUCUCUGUCACAGGGCUUGAAUUUUCUUAUUCUCAGGCUCCCUCUAGCAUGAAAUCUGUACUCCAGGCAGCCUGGUUGUUGACAAUUGGAGUUGGCAAUUUCAUUGUGCUUACUGUGGCACAGUUCAGCGACCUGGUACAGUGGGUCGAAUUCACUUUGUUUUCCUGUCUCCUGCUGCUGGUCUGCCUGAUCUUCUCCAUCAUGGGCUACUACUAUGUUCCUCUAAAGUCAGAGGAUAUUCAGGAACCAGCAGCUAAGAAGAUUCCCCAUAUCCAAGAGGACACAAUAAACCUGGAGACCAAGAACACAAAGCUCUAAUGACUCCUGGGACUCUGCCCAGUUCCAGAUUCCUGACUCUGGUCUUGGCCAUCACUGAACUUCAAGCAUUUUUUCCUUCCAUUUGGUUAGGGGAGUGAGGUGGCAUCAUAUAUGAGCUGGUCUCCUCCACUUUUCUCCCAUGAUAGAGGCAGUUCUGUAUUUU